AUGGGAAUUGAUAUUUUUGUUUUUCCACAGAAACAGAUACUGGAUCCACAAGUUGGAUACCCUUUGUGUCUAAGUACUGUGAUGAGAAUUGAUGCUUCUGUUUUUUCCACUUUAACAGAUACUGGAAGCACAACCCCUGUAGCAGCAAGUCGUCAACAAACCCCAGAGACACAUACUACAAGAGCUUCUCCUAUCAUCACGCAGGAGUCCAUUACUAUAUCUUUUCCAUCCACCACCCAAAAGCUCAUUACAACUGUUACACUUUUAUGCCAGCCAACCUACAUGUGUGCAGUCAUUCAAGAAGCUUAUAUCAGGUCCAAAGGCUAUUCUGCAUUGUCGCUUCACUUGAAUGACCAAAAUUGUAAACCAAUCUUGACAGCUUACACUGCAGUAUUCUGCGUACGAUAUGGUACCUGUGGGACAAGAAAAGAGCUACAUAAUGGAAUUAUCAGGUAUUCCAACACAGUCACAGCAUCCACUUUUGGAAGUGAUUUCACCAAGAAAAAGAAUAACCUGCUGCAACUCAACUGCAAAGUGGACCAGAGAACAGAUGUCCCUAUUACACAGCCUGCACCUGAAAUAGCUCAGCACGAACAGUUCGUUGUAAAGUUUUCUUUUUAUGCCUCACCAUCUUUGUUACACCCAAUGAAUUCUCCGCCCUUCUACGUCAAACCAAAUCAGGAUUUAUUAGUUCAAGCCACUAUCUACAGCUCUGAUCCAAACCUGAUAUUAUUUGCAGACACUUGUGUGGUAUAUCCUAAUCUCCGUGACUUUUCAACAGUGGAAUAUGAUUUAAUCAGUAGAGGGUGUACAAGAGACUCCACCUACUCUAAUUCCUACUCAUCAGACCGAAGGAGCAUGCGGUUCAAAUUUAAACCUUUCAGGAUGCCAAACAGAUAUUCUACACUUUACCUGCGUUGCAAAAUGGUGGUGUGCAAGAAAUAUGAUUAUUCUUCUCGAUGCUACCAGGGCUGUCUUCCUAAAAACAACAGAAAUAAGGGUUAUGGAGUGGAGAAAGUGAUAGUUUCUGGGCCAAUUAAGCUCCGCAGAAGGAAUCCCUUCCAUUAAUUAAUAUGUUGCAUAAAUGGCUUUUGUUAUUGGAAAGAUCAGUUCAUUGUGUAUCUGCCAACUAAUGAGUCCUAAAACUACAUUUUUAAUAAAUAUUAGAAUAUUUGCUAUGUGAUUGUUUAUAUCUAAAUAUUUUCCUAACUGUCAUUGCUGUUCUCUAAUUUUAAACCUGUCUAGAAUUCCAAAUCUGGCUAUAACAUAAUCAUCUUGGUUAUAAAAGUAUAAUUAGACUGGCUGAUUUGAUUUUUCUGAUCCAUAUUUUGUCACAUUCUUGUGCCUAUUCAACUUCUCUUCCUUUUUUUUUACACAAUACUGUCAUCAAAUAGGUUGAGCACUGUAAAAACA
This is a messenger RNA of Alligator mississippiensis (American alligator), 1413 nucleotides long. Its product is annotated as deleted in malignant brain tumors 1 protein. Lineage: Eukaryota; Metazoa; Chordata; Crocodylia; Alligatoridae. The record is from RefSeq and is a predicted model, not a curated record. Bases 1 to 1068 code for a protein of 355 amino acids. The transcript has 8 exons. Gene Ontology annotation, cellular component: cell surface.